Messenger RNA from Patiria miniata (bat star), 489 nucleotides. RefSeq names its product sodium-dependent neutral amino acid transporter B(0)AT3-like. The transcript has 3 exons. Bases 127 to 411 code for a protein of 94 amino acids. Gene Ontology annotation, cellular component: membrane. Gene Ontology annotation, biological process: sodium ion transmembrane transport. NCBI's taxonomy places the organism in Eukaryota, Metazoa, Echinodermata, Asteroidea, Valvatida, Asterinidae. The record is from RefSeq and is a predicted model, not a curated record.
UGCCACUGAAGAGUCUGUUUCCCUGGUUACAUUUACUUUGCAUAAAAUACCAUGAUUUUCUACAAAUUUCUCCUUGUACUUUGUAGCCAACUAUGGAGGAGAUGAAGUGUGCUGACAUAAGUGACAAUGAAGAGGCCCCUCAUCAGCCAAAAGAAAAACGUCGCCCGGUCUGGCGGUCCAAGACGGAGUUUUUUCUUGCUCGUCUGGGCUAAGCGGUCGGCCUGGGAAAUGUGUGGCGUUUUCCUUACCUCUGCUUCGAGAAUGGAGGUGGUGGUGUACUUCACUGCACUUUUCCCCUACGUGUGUCUGUUUGUACUUCUGAUACGCGGGGUUACCUUGCCGGGAUACCAGAAAGGAAUCGUGUUCUUCUUCAGACCCAAGUGGGAGAGUUUGAUGAUACCAAAGUGGUGAUGGAGUCAGUAUUGCUCUUCUCAUCAACUCCCUCACCAGCAUCUUUGGGGGUGUGGUCAUUUUCUCCAUUCUGGGCUU